Gavia stellata (red-throated loon) is the source of this 881-nucleotide messenger RNA. RefSeq names its product ring finger protein 208 (gene RNF208). Gene Ontology annotation, molecular function: ubiquitin protein ligase activity. Gene Ontology annotation, biological process: protein ubiquitination. The coding region runs from base 84 to 881 and encodes 265 amino acids. Lineage: Eukaryota; Metazoa; Chordata; Aves; Gaviiformes; Gaviidae. The record is from RefSeq and is a predicted model, not a curated record. The transcript has a single exon.
UGCCAGCAGCUGCUCCCCAUGCUCCUGCUCUGCAGCCAGGCCAAGAUUGAAAGCUCAGCACACUGUCGGCAUGUUUUAGCCUCAUGCAGGCGUCCCUCAGAGACCCCAGAGCAGUGGACAGUAAUGUGAAAACGAUACUCAUGUCGUGUCUGAAAGGGCAACAGGUCAUCAUUAAAAUGGAGGCGAUGAAAAUCAUCCACCCGGAGAAGUUUUCGGAGCUGCAGGCCUCGCAGCCGCGCUACGCGCCGGCCCCACGCCGUGAGCCGCCCCUCGUGGCCAAGCGUGCAUGGCCCUCCGAGUCCGAGAUCAUCGUCAACCAGGCGUGUGGGGACAUCCCUGCCUUGGAUGCCACCCCCGGCCCCCUGCCGCUGCCCCGGACUCCCCCCCUGCCGCGGCGAGAGCGCGGGUACCAGAGCCAGCGGAAGGGCAGCUCAGAGGUCUGCUACCACCGGCAGCCACCGUCGGAUGAGGUGAUCGUCAACCAGUACGUGCUGCACCCCUCGACGCCCUGCGAGCCCCUGGAGUGCCCCACCUGCGGCCACAUGUACAACUUCACCAACAAGCGGCCCCGCAUCCUCUCCUGCCUGCACUCGGUGUGUGAGGAAUGCCUGCAGAUCCUCUACGAGUCCUGCCCCAAGUACAAGUUCAUCUCCUGCCCCACCUGCAAGCGGGAGACCGUCCUCUUCACCGACUACGGGCUGGCGGCGCUAGCCGUCAACACCAGUAUCCUCAACAGACUGCCGGCCGAGGCCCUGGCCACCAACCCCGUCCAGUGGAGCAGCGACACCGACCGCAGCUGCUACCAGACCUUUCGCCAGUACUGCGGGGCUGCCUGCACCUGCCACAUCCGAAACCCGCUGUCUUCCUGCACCAUCAUGUGA